GCCCAGUUUGUACAGAUCAAAGACGCCACCCUACCCGGGUCACAUUUCGUUUGCCCCAGUUUCAGCCCAGGACAGUGAACUGCAGAGUCUGUCCAGUGACGCCCUCACAGACGAUACCAUCUCUGUCACAGAUAGCAGCGUAGAUGGAUGCUCCCACCUCCUCAUCAAAAAGCCCCACAGGAAAGCUGUGAUGAAGAGCCUAACCUCUCAGAAUCGAGAAUUUCGGAUAGAUCCGCAGACACAUUUUAUUCCUCGAACAGAGCAUGCUCCAGAAGACAGAAAAGUCGCAGAAGUUGAUCCUGAAAGGUUUGCUGCUCUGGUAAUAGAUAAACUCAGCAGAUUGUCAGAAGAGGCAGAGAGCAUGGCUAGAAAUGAAGAAAAACUACGAAGCAUCUGCGUGGAGAAACUCAUUACAUCUUUCACCAAACCAAAUUCUUCUUCAUUUAUACCUCUACCUUCAGCAACCGAAGAAGAAACUGCAGAAAGCAUUCUUGACCAGCACUGUUUGAGAAUAUGGAAAUCUUCCACGCACCAUACUCCAUCCCACUCACCCCCACAUUCUCCUCCGCACAGCAAGUCACCAGAUCGGCACAAGGAUGCUCGUAGAAAGACCCUGGCUGUUUCUACUUCGUCUGCUGCUUAUGGCCCCAGGGGUUACCACAAGAAGCGAGAUUUCAUUUCCUAUGACUUGGAUGACAGAAAUUUGAUAGUGUGCGGGACGGAGACCCACCGUCACAUCCACCAUCACCACCACCAUCACCACUCAUCCCGAGACUCUUUUAAGAAGUCGAUUGCUGAGAUGGAGGCCCAGACAUGCGGCAUUUCCUCCUGGAGGACAGAUCCAGUGCCAAACGUCGCGACGGAUUUCUGUAGUGCGGAUUAUAGCAGAGGCAGGGCUGGCAAUCGCAAGAUUGAUACUGCGAUUCGAGAGUGCUCGGAGACAAGUAGCAACAUCGACAGCGGAAUUAGCAUGAUGGAGUCGGUCAAGAUGCCUCCAAACUGGAACAACCCCACCAAUGAGAAAGUCAUGAAGUGGAUGCUGGAUAGUGAGACAGUACAUGAUGUUUCUGCUGUAGUGCAGGACACAGACAAGAGCUCUUCAUCCCACAAGCGUUCUCACCGACCCAACCAGUCGAGCAGUUCAGUUCAGGGCUCCAAAUCCAGCUCCAAAUCUAAGACAGCUCCCAGGUCCACCUCUGUGGAGAGGGGCAGUGGUGGUCUGUCUGCAUGGAACGGAGCCACAACCAUCCUGCCUAGCCAACCUUUUGCCCAGGAUCCUUCUAUGCCACUCCUGACUCCGCCCAACCCAACCACACAGCUGGAAGAGGCUAAACGGCGCCUGGGGACACAAGCCAGGACAGCUGGGGUAUCUGCUACACCUGUCAAAUUGAAAGCAUUGGCAAGUGUGCCCCAGAAAGACAAAAUACGGCUUCCAGCUGGUGGUCCACUACCAGCGACCUCUCACACUCGAACCCUGCCCCAUCUCCACACGGUGCCAGCACAUAUAGAGGCACCUGAUGUCAGCUUUCGCACUUCUGCAUGCACAUCUUCACCGCUUCCGCCUGGUUCAAGUGACACUGUAAUCGGGAUUUACAUGGGCCAGGAACCUAUACCCUACAGGCAUCAGUUACCUGGAAGGGCCAUCACCUUGGCACAGAUUAAAAAUUUAGUCACCAAACGAGGACCUUACAAAUAUUAUUUCAAGCGUCACAGCGAUGAGUUUGGAGACAGUGCUGGUGCAGUGUUUGAGGACAUUGCAGAUGACAAUGUCAUUGUGCCGCUGUGGCAAGGAAAGAUUGUUGUUAAAGUGGAGAAACUAGAUCUGUAA
Messenger RNA from Candidula unifasciata, 1828 nucleotides. The record is from the annotation of a GenBank genome assembly. NCBI's taxonomy places the organism in Eukaryota, Metazoa, Mollusca, Gastropoda, Stylommatophora, Geomitridae.